AUGCUCUCUUCCUCUACUUCCGACUCGCCCUCCCUGAGUCGUCUCACACCGAGAUUAUCAGGCGGAUACGGGAAUGGGAAUAGAAGUAUGAGCCAAGCGAGCUUUGGGAGUAGCCAGUACCCCGGUGAAGACCCCGAGGCUUUUCGCAUCCGGUCGACAUAUGCGAGACUAGAGUCGGAAGGCGUACAUGGGGACGGAUACCUACCAGGGGUAGAGCGGACGCGGGGCGGGCCGAAUGUCGGUAAGAGAGCGACAAUGAUGGAGGCGCAGAAGGGGGAGGCGGUAGGUGAGAAGGAGAGGGGAUUUCUGUCCAGUCUGGAUCGAUAUGGCUUCAUCUCUGAAUCCGUCCGAAAUCGGUCUGAAUCCCGCCUAGCUCUAAUACCUACCGCCCCCCUCCUCAAGAUACCCAAACUCCCCUCGACCUCCCCGCUCGCUGGUCAGCCCCGCGUAGAUCCACCCCCGCCCGGACCGGGAGGUGGAGAUGGGCCGUCUCCCCGCCAGCCGCCAGCAAGGGGCGAGGCCGAGUCGGAGAGCUCAAAGCGGAAAGAGACGGAGAGGGUGGAGAAGUGGAUGCGGAUGAUGGGGGUCCAGAGACGGGAAGGUGGUAAUGCGGUCGAGUGGAGCUGGAAAGAUGAGGGGACGACCAAGGUGGGUAUCUUCUGUAAAGAUAUGAGAGGAAGAAGGCUGAUACCAAGGGUGUAUAAGGGUAUUCCAGAUAGAUGGCGUAUGGCGGCCUGGUGGACACUUGCCGAGGCGCGCUCGGGGGAACAUCACGGGAAAGGCAAGAAGAAGGCCGAAGAAUUGUGUUUCGAUUACCGAAACUCAAUUGACCUCCCCUCUUCCUUCGACGUCCAAAUCGACCUAGACGUCCCCCGGACAAUAUCGGGCCAUACGCUAUUCAUGACCCGGUAUGGCGCCGGGCAGCGAUCUCUCUUUCACGUCCUACAUUGCUUUGCGAUGCUCUGCGAUACAUGCGGGUACUGCCAGGGUAUGGGGCCUAUUGCCGCUACUUUGCUGUGCUACUUUGAUCCAGAGCGGGUGUAUGCCCUCAUGGUCCGCCUGCAUGACGUAUAUGGGAUGCACGAUAUCUUUGGUCCGGGCUUCCCGGGGCUGUUGGAGGCGUUCUACGUACAAGAGAGGCUGAUGGAGUGGUUGAUGCCAGACGUCUACAAGUCAUUCCAAAAGAACAUGAUCUCCUCCUCGUCCUGGGGUACAAAGUGGUAUAUCACCUUGUUUGUCAACACUAUCCCCUUUUCUCAGCAACUUCGGAUAUGGGACGCGAUGUUUCUGGAUGGGCGGGAUGUGAUGAUUAUGGCUUCUGUGGCCAUUCUCUGGAGUUUCAGAGACCUCCUAGCAGCCCCCACCGCCAACUUCGAAUCCAUCUUAUCCCUCCUCUCGAGCUUCUUUGUCGCAGAGGACGAAGACAAAUUUAUGCGUUGGAUCAAACGUAUGAUUCAUCAGCCAGGGAUGAAGUCCCGGAUGGACGGAUGGAGGGCAGAGUGGCAUACACUCGUCAGGGAGGGAAAGGACAGGGAUGCCUUAUUGUAG
Messenger RNA from Dioszegia hungarica, 1548 nucleotides. RefSeq names its product rab-GTPase-TBC domain-containing protein. Bases 1 to 1548 code for a protein of 515 amino acids. NCBI's taxonomy places the organism in Eukaryota, Fungi, Basidiomycota, Tremellomycetes, Tremellales, Bulleribasidiaceae. The record is from RefSeq and is a predicted model, not a curated record. The transcript is spliced from 8 exons.